AUGUUCGACACUUCCAAGUGCGGAUUCAUCGAAACCUUGAAGAUCUCGACGAUGCUGAACACGAUGGGACACAUCUUCGACGACAACGAGUUGAACGCGUUGAUCAACCAUCAAGAUCCGGAGAAUAUCCGAAAGGUGAACUUUAACAGCUUCUGCAGCAUCGCCUCGCACUUCCUCGAGGAGGAGGACGACGAAUCCACCACGUGGAAACUCAAGGAAGCGUUCAGAUUGUACGACAGGGAAGGUAACGGUUACAUCACCACUGGCACCUUAAAAGAAAUCUUGGGUGCUCUUGAUGAUAAACUCACUGGAAGCGAUUUGGACAACAUCAUCACAGAAUAA
Molecule: messenger RNA, 342 nt
Organism: Nicrophorus vespilloides
Lineage: Eukaryota; Metazoa; Arthropoda; Insecta; Coleoptera; Silphidae
Product: troponin C-like
Exons: 2
Coding region: 1-342 (113 amino acids)
Cellular component (GO): myosin II complex
Molecular function (GO): calcium ion binding
Source: RefSeq, a predicted model, not a curated record